AUGAGGUUCUCAUCUGUCCUUGCAGCCUUGUCUGCAGUCGGCAGCGCACUGGCACAGCAGACCUACACCAAUCCUGUACUAUGGUACGAUCUCGCAGACCUCGACGUCUUCCGCAAAGGCAACCAAUACUACUACUCGGCUUCGACCAUGUCUUUCUCUCCUGGAGCACCGGUUCUCAGAUCUGGAGACCUUGUCAACUGGGAGUUUAUCGGUCACUCGGUUCCUAGACUUGACUUCCAUGAUACAGCAUAUGACUUAGCCGACAACAAGCAAGCCUAUGUUCGUGGAAUCUGGGCUUCCUCUAUGCAGUACCGCGAGUAUGACGAUACUUUUUACUGGAUCGGCUGUGUCGACUUCAAGACUACGUACAUCUACAAGGCCAAGGAUCCUGCUGGUGAUUGGAGCAAGGUUGGCGAGAUUGGCACUUGCUACUAUGACUGCGGUAUGCUGUUUGAUGGUCAGAGCAUUUACGUUGCUUACGGCAACACCAAGAUCAGCGUUGCACAGCUGAACAACGACUUUACCCAAAAGUCCACCACGCAGGUCUACAGCUCUAGCUUCUACAUCGAAGGCUCUCACAUGAAGAAGAUCAACAACAAAUACUACAUCUUCGUCACCCAGCCCGCCUCCAAUGAGUACGUUCUAAAAUCUGACUCUGGUCCCUUAGGUCCCUACGAAAUCAAGAUCUUUACAAAGGCGCCGGCGAGCGGUAUCCAGGGCAGUGGAAACCCUCAUCAGGGAAGCGUAGUCGAUACUCCCAAAGGCGAUUGGUACUACCUCAGUUUCAUCGAUGCGUAUCCUGGCGGCCGCAGUCCUGCCUUGGCGCCAUUUGUGUUUGAUGCACAAGGAUGGCCAUCCCUAAAGCAAGCAAAUGGAUUCGCCAUCGCAAACCCCUAUCCCGUGCCUCCCGUGCCCGUCAAAUCCACCACCGGUACGGACAGCUUCACAGGACCUAAACUAGGUCCUCAAUGGGAAUGGAACCACAACCCCGACACUACUUCCUUCUCCUUUGCUUCUGGAGGCGGUUUGAUGCUCAAGACCUCUUCAGUAACCAAAGACCUCUACCACGCCAAAAACACUUUAACACAUAGAAUCCUGGGGCCAGACAGUACAGCCACCAUUGCCCUGGACAUUUCCAGAAUGUCUGCAGGCGACCAAGCAGGUUUAGCUUUAUUCCGCGACAACUCAGCCUACAUAGCCAUCCACAACAACGCCAUCAUCCUCCAACGCGACUUGACCCUAGGAGCAAAUUGGAACACUCUCUCCCUCGGCCGCACCGAAACCUCCGUCUCCCUCCCUCAAGGAACCAAAACCGUGUGGUUGCGUCUACAUGCCGACAUCAAACCUGCAGGCUCCCACCAAGGCGUGUUUUCGUGGAGUGCGGAUGGGAAAACGUUUAAGACGCUGGGAACGCCGUAUACCAUGAACACGACUUAUUACUUUUUUAUCGGGUAUAGGUUUGGGAUUUUCAACUUUGCGGAGGAGAAGUUGGGGGGAAGUGUUACGGUCAAGUCUUUUGAUCUUGCUCUUGGGUCAAAGUAG
Aureobasidium musti is the source of this 1542-nucleotide messenger RNA. Lineage: Eukaryota; Fungi; Ascomycota; Dothideomycetes; Dothideales; Saccotheciaceae. The record is from the annotation of a GenBank genome assembly.